AUGUCAGAUUCUCCCAAGAUAAUAUCCACACAACAAGUAAUCUCUCCGGACCUAACACUAAAAGGUCAAUUGGUAGAUAAACAUAGUCGAUGUAUACAUUAUCAUACUACAAUAGAUAUAAUUGCAUUAAAGUAUAAGUGUUGCCAAACUUACUACCCUUGCUUUCAAUGUCAUCAAGAAUUAACCAAUCAUAAAGUUGAGAAAUAUAAUCUAACUGAUCUUGAAUCAAUCAAGGUAGUUCUAUGUGGAGAAUGUUACAAUGAAUUACUAUUUGACGAAUACAAGAAUAACCAAAUGAAAUGCGUGUAUUGUCACCACGAAUUCAACCCCGGUUGUUCUUUACAUUAUGAUUUAUAUUUUGAUAUAUAG
Spathaspora passalidarum NRRL Y-27907 is the source of this 369-nucleotide messenger RNA. RefSeq lists its product as uncharacterized. The transcript has a single exon. The coding region runs from base 1 to 369 and encodes 122 amino acids. The record is from RefSeq and is a predicted model, not a curated record. Lineage: Eukaryota; Fungi; Ascomycota; Pichiomycetes; Serinales; Debaryomycetaceae. Gene Ontology annotation, cellular component: mitochondrial intermembrane space. Gene Ontology annotation, molecular function: zinc ion binding. Gene Ontology annotation, biological process: protein import into mitochondrial intermembrane space.